AUGGCAAUAGAACCUUGCGCCGAUCCUGACUGUCCAAGAUGCCAUGCAGACACCGCUAUACCGAAUAACCUCUCCCUUGGUGCUGUGUUGUUGGGUCUAACUUUCCUUCCCCCGCUUGAAUCAACAUAUUCUUUUCCUGCUAUUUUCAUAGCGGCUGUACUAUUUGUGCUGAAAGACUACUCUCUUUUCCGACAAGAGCUAUUAUGUGAAGGGAAACAUUAUUGGGCCGUUAUUAUCGCCGCUGUCCCACUUCUCUUUGAACCUACCCUCACGACAAAUCUUCUACCAGCCAAGUUCAUAGAUGGGGAGCAGAAUUGGAUACUCAUUGCCUUUUUAUUUUUGUUGUUCUUUCAAUCGACAGUGAAACAUAGCGCACAUGCAGCCGCUUAUAGCAGUAGUAGUUGCUGGCUAGCUCUACUUUUGGCGCUAGGAACAUAUUAUGGCUCUCCGACACUUAGUUCGAGCUAUAGGCCUGGCAUUGUCGAAUGUAUUAUCAUUCCGGCGGCAUGGCUUGUUGCGUCCUCUUUUAGGGUUACUGAGGCUUUCUCCAGUCCAUAUUUGCAAUGGAUAUUCCUUGGUAUCCUGGCUCUAACAGGGACUAUCUGCGCUACGAUAAAUAUAGCUGGCCCUUUGCGAUAUGGAUAUCGCAAUUACAUAAUCCUCUACGUGAAGCUUCGUCAAAGGAUUCCCUCAUGGUCUCAUUUCCCCCUCUUGUGGCUCGCUUUUCACCCGUGGACCGGGUGGUGGCUUCUUGGGAGUUCUCUCUGCGUAACGUGGCAGUAUGUACGGGAGCAUCAUCGAGAGGUCGCAGCUGAGAUCACCGACAACGCUGAGAAGGCCAAGAUACGUGCCUCGUCGCUUUUGACUUGGGCCAGGGAUGAAGCCGCAGCGGCAGAGAGAUGCGAGCUUCAGGUUCACCACUUGGCAACAAAAUUGAUGCGCGAUGCCCUGUCUUCCCACUAUGUCGGACUUGCAGGCUUCUAUCACGAAGAAGCAGCGAGGCAAUCACCUGAAGGGAAGAUACGCUAUGAUGAAGCGGCUGAGCUUACAUCAAAUUUCGCGAUAAGAGUCACGGAGGAUGCACAGAAAGCUACGGCGGCAGCUAGGGCCGUAAGGGACUCGACUGAUUGCGUUAGUAAACUCACAAUCGAUGCUAAAUCCCUAGCGGCGAUUGGGGAUAUUGAAGCAGCUAAAGCAGUUGUGAGCGAUCUCCAAGUGGCCCUGGAAGGCUGCGAGAAGAGCCAUGGUGAUGCCGUUGUUGCCAGAGAAAGCGCCCAGCGGAUGAUGGCUAAGUUUCACAACAAGAACUUCAAUGCACUUCAAGAGAAUGAAGAUGAAGAGAAUGAAGAUCAAGAAGACGACCCACCUGCACCUCAACCAGAAGAGUCUGAUGAAGCCACUGAUGCGCCUGGAGUAGACUAA
Messenger RNA from Trichoderma gamsii, 1422 nucleotides. RefSeq lists its product as hypothetical. The record is from RefSeq and is a predicted model, not a curated record. The transcript is spliced from 5 exons. NCBI's taxonomy places the organism in Eukaryota, Fungi, Ascomycota, Sordariomycetes, Hypocreales, Hypocreaceae. Bases 1 to 1422 code for a protein of 473 amino acids.